CGAUUUUGCCCUCUGAAAGCCCAGAGAUACAUUUUUUUUACAAGGUUUGCUUCCGCAAUGCCUGAGCGCUGCCUUGCCGGGGCCUUUUAAAUCUCCAAAGACUGGCCAAGGAACAGGGAUGCCAAACUCGUUAAUCGCCGAAUUGAAGGCGGCUGCACAGGCUCAAACUCGGGCUCAAAAUGUUUUUAUUAGCAAGCAACUUCAAGAACGCGUGUGAGAGGGACAAUUCUUAUCCUCAGCUUGCCCUGGCCAUGCUCUAAAACUUCAACGGUUUACUCUUUGUUACGCCUUCACUAUUACCCCGCACUUGGACUAUACGGAAUUUUGAGGAUCCAGGAACCAUGGUUCAUUGCAUACUGAUGCCAAUCGAUGAAAGAGACUGGGAUGAAGUGAUAGAAGUACAGUUCCGUGCCUUCUCAAAGGAGAGGUUUUGCGAGUUGGUCCGUGGAGGAAAUACCAUUGAGAACCGUGCUAAAUGCAAAGAGCAAUAUGCGGAUCAACGAACCAAGCAAAGGGAAGUUGUCUGGCUCAAAGCCAUUUCCGCCAGCGAUCCUCGAAAGAAAAUACUGGGCGUAGCCAAAUAUACGAUCUGCGCAACGUACAUCCCUCGUACGCCUCUGGACAUUGAUCCGAGCUCCUUCGUUUGGUUGGAGGACCCAGAGGAUAGGGACAUUGCCGCUUUGAUCCUUCAGGAUGUGGUUGAUCGCUUGGCCAGGCAUAUUAAGGGCCCGCAUAUCCUACUUGAGUCCCUUUUUGUCGACCCGGAGUAUCGCGGACAAGGCAUUGCCACCCGGCUCGUGAAAUGGGGCGUUGGACUUGCGGACCACAUGAUGCUCCCAGUAUGGCUUGAGGCCUCUACCACAGCUCAUAGCCUCUAUGUCCGGCAAGGGUUUCAUGAGAAAAUUCGGUGCAGGCUAACAAUGGGGAAGUGGGAUAUUGAAUAUUCAAUAAUGAAGAAAAGCCCGAAAACAACACAUUUUGAACUUGAUGAGGCCCACACAGGAAUCAAGCAAAAUGGCUGUUAAAUUGGACGGUCCAUUCUACGUCAGAAUCAAGCGCUUAUUGUAUAUACAUAAGGAGAAAGGGCCCUCUAGAGUGCUUGUGUGGGAUAACGUUAGAGUUUCGAAUUUGGCUGCGCGUCUUCAACAUC
Coccidioides posadasii C735 delta SOWgp is the source of this 1150-nucleotide messenger RNA. RefSeq lists its product as uncharacterized. NCBI's taxonomy places the organism in Eukaryota, Fungi, Ascomycota, Eurotiomycetes, Onygenales, Onygenaceae. The record is from RefSeq and is a predicted model, not a curated record. Gene Ontology annotation, molecular function: acyltransferase activity, transferring groups other than amino-acyl groups.